AUGGAGCAGCACACGGCGCCGUCUGCAAGAGCCGUAGAGACAUUGACGACUAGGCCACCCAUCUCACCGAAAGCGACAGUGCGCGAGCGACGCGCCGGUGAAGCUCCCGUCAAAAAAGAGUUUCUCAAGCGCAAACCAGCGGCGCCUAACGCUUUGACGUCCACUGAAGGCGUUACUGAGAAGGAUACGAAGACUGAGCCGGUCGUGAAGGAUGGUCGUGACCGUGUCCAGAAGAAACGCGGGGGGACUUUCAAGAAGCGUCCGAUAGACGCCGAGCAAGACCCGGCAGAUACUUUGUGUCGUCCGAUGGCCUCUGGGGAGGGCUGCAAGUUUGGUCACGACUGCAAGUUCAGCCACGACAUGAACGACUACAUGAAACGCAAGCCCAAGGACCUGGGCGAGCGCUGUCCCGUGUUUGAUGCCAUCGGCUAUUGCCGAUACGGCGUGGCCUGUCGUUUUGCCAAUGCUCACGUUGAGGUCGUGGAUGGCACGUACCGCAAUGUGAAGCGUGAAGGCUACGUUGAGACGCAGAACCACGACGUGGGCAACGAGACGAACGACCUGACCCACGACUUGCGGAUGAAGUUGCGCAAAGACACGUACGACUUUCAGUCGAAGCAGCAGAUGAAGAAGAUGAAAAAGAGCGGCGGUCGGAAACCGCGGCAGCAGCGAACUGAGCAGGAGAGUGAGAACGUGCUGACUGCCGAGAUAUCGCAGACCGGUGAGGAGUCCACGACAGACAAGUCGCACCCCUCUCCUGAAGCAGUGCUACCCGUCUUGGAGUCUGCCGAAGGUGGGAAUACAGACGGUGCAUCUGAAGACUUGCGAGCAGAACCAGCCGCGGAAAGCGCACUGGUCGCCGAGCGCAAGCCCGUGAACUUUAAGCGCAAGAUCUAUAUCGCACCACUCACUACGGUGGGUAACUUACCGUUCCGUCGCUUGAUGAAACAAACAGGAGCCGACAUUACGUGCGGUGAAAUGGCCAUGGCCACAAACCUGCUGAAGGCUCAGCAAUCAGAGUGGGCGUUGCUGCGACGCCACAAGAGUGAGGAUGUCUUUGGCGUGCAGCUGGCUGGAUCGUACAGUGACCAAAUGGCCCGAGUGUGCGAGCUCCUUGCUCGCGAGACGGAUGUUGAUUUCGUGGACAUCAAUAUGGGCUGUCCUAUCGACAUCGUAUGUCGUGCUGGUGCUGGAUCGGCAUUGAUGACUCGCCCACCACGGCUGCUUGAGGUCGUGUCUGGCGCAUUGACUGGACUAGAGCUUGGCGCGCGCAUGCGUACUGGUGGGACUGUGAACACACCUGGGCUUACCGUGAAGCUUCGCACGGGGUGGAGCGACAAACAACCGACCGCUCACAAGUUAGUGCCCAAGCUGCAGGCUGUGCGCGCUUCGCAGGCUUAUGUGAAUGCCGCAGUGGUGACUGCUGACUUCAAGCUCCGCGCUACACAAUCCGUCGACGCCAUCAUGAUGCAUGGCCGCUCACGGUUACAGCGCUACACGAAAAAUGCUGAUUGGGACUACAUCUUCCAGUGCAGUGACUCAAGGAUCGACAGCAUUGACGACAGCCCGUUGCCCCAGGUGCCGUUCGUAGGCGGCGGCGAUGUGCUCUCGUACGAAGAGUUUGAUGAACAUCUACAGAACGGCAAGCUCGACACGUGUAUGCUAGCACGCGGCGCGCUAAUCAAGCCGUGGCUUCCCACUGAGAUCAAAGAACGUCGCCACUGGGACAUUUCAUCCUCGGAGCGCUUUGACUUGCUCAAGGACUUUGUCCGCUUUGGUCUGGAGCACUGGGGCUCUGACCAGAAGGGCGUGAAUCGCACCCGACGUUACCUGCUCGAGUGGCAGUCGUUCCUGUGUCGCUACAUUCCCGUCGGGUUGUUGGAGACUCUUCCUCAGCGCAUCAACGACCGUCCGUCGCCUUAUUACGGACGCGACGACCUGGAGACGCUAAUGGCUAGUGAUCAGGCAGUAGACUGGGUCAAGAUCUCCGAGAUGCUGCUAGGCCCCGCGCCGAAUGACUUCCAAUUUGUACCAAAGCACCGCGCGAACGCGUACCAGUCUAGUGUGCCGAAUGAAUGGUAG
Molecule: messenger RNA, 2082 nt
Organism: Hyaloperonospora brassicae
Lineage: Eukaryota; Oomycota; Peronosporomycetes; Peronosporales; Peronosporaceae
Source: the annotation of a GenBank genome assembly